This is a messenger RNA of Zeugodacus cucurbitae (melon fly), 2123 nucleotides long. Its product is annotated as sodium/potassium/calcium exchanger 4-like. Gene Ontology annotation, cellular component: membrane. Bases 11 to 1963 code for a protein of 650 amino acids. The record is from RefSeq and is a predicted model, not a curated record. Gene Ontology annotation, molecular function: calcium, potassium:sodium antiporter activity; calcium channel activity. NCBI's taxonomy places the organism in Eukaryota, Metazoa, Arthropoda, Insecta, Diptera, Tephritidae. The transcript is spliced from 6 exons. Gene Ontology annotation, biological process: calcium ion transmembrane transport; intracellular calcium ion homeostasis.
UUCAAUACGAAUGAUGGACGAAAAUUCAACGGAAACAAGUGAAAGUCGAACUUUCGUAAAAGAUACAUAUGUGAAAACGAAAACAAAGAAUAUACGAAAUCAUUCGAAAUUGUGGCUACAAUUACGUUGUUGCAUUUAUGUUGGUGUAAUUUUAUUAUUUUAUACGAAUUAUCUAUGGUUUGACGGCGGCUGGCGCGGACGAGCGGAGAAAGUGCCUCCCAAACAACCUCAGUCAACUGGUAGACAACUACUCAGUAUUGUGAGUACCAGCGCUAUUGACUUGGAGCAUUCACAAGAAGACGUGAGCAUAACAGAAAUACAUUACAACAACAAAUAUCAAAGAAAACACACAAAUCUAGAUGAUAGUAAGACAACAACAACAAAAACAGCAGCAGAGAGCAACACUACACGCGCGAACUCACGGUGGACCGCUGACAGCGCAGUCACAGCCACAGCUAUAGCUAACUGUACAGCACCCGCGAUCUUGGAAUUCCCCACAGACGGUUUAACGCGCGCCGAACGUCAACACGGCUGGAUUACGUUACAUAUUUUAUUGGCACUCUAUUGCUUUUGGUUGUUGGCGGUAAUUUGUGAUGAUUACUUUUUGCCAGCCAUCGAGUUGAUAUGUCAAGCGCUACAGAUGCGAGCCGAUGUGGUCGGCGCCACUUUUAUGGCAGUCGCCACUUCAAGUCCGGAACUCUUUAUGAAUUGCGUUGGUACAUUCGUGACAAAGGGUGACAUCGGUAUUGGUACCAUCGUGGGCUCGUCUGUAUUUAAUUUACUGGCUGUACCGGCAUGUUGUGGUCUAUUUGUCGGACAAUGCGUGCGUUUGGAUUGGUGGCCGGUAAGUCGGGAUUGUCUCAUGUACUGCCUGGCGGUUAUAGCACUGAUCUGUACGCUCUGGGACGGCAAAGUGAUGUGGUACGAAUCGAUGAUGCUCUUUUUGGCGUACUUCUUCUAUAUGGCAGUGAUGUACUACAACGAUAAGGUCGCACGCUCAGCACGUCGUCUGAUCUCUCGUUAUCGCCGUAAAUUGCGUUUGGUGUUCUCCUAUCGUGAAGUUGGUGAGCUAACACCACUCAUUAGACGUCAGCAUACCUUCAACAGCAUUACGAAUUAUACAUUAGCAACAUCUUUUCAAAGUAGUAGUAAUUGUGCUUCAAGUAAUAACCUGGCAACAUUUUAUAUACCCGAAUCAUCAACACAACUGCAUCCCAGUUUGGAGGAUGUCGAAAGUUGUCGCUCAUCUACGACACAUAAUGACAGUUGCAGUUGGACAGUAGCUUCUGAACCAAAUUGCGUUAAUGAAACUGAUUAUAACGCAACAGAUUACGCUGAUACACCUUGGGAACGUGGUGAUGCUUCGUGGUUAUGUUUCUUACUUCGUUGGCCCAUAACAUUUUUGUUAUAUAUAACGGUACCGGAUAGUCGUCGACAUCCACAGGCCAAAUAUUUAACAUUUGUGGCGGCGAUUAUGUGGAUUGCAUUGAUCUCUUAUGUGGUGGCUUACGCGAUAACGGUAAUCGGCGAUACACUCAACAUACCCGACUCUGUUAUGGGUCUCACAAUACUCUCCGCCGGCAUGAGCGUGCCGGAAGCUGUCUCUAGCAUUAUUGUCACGAAACAGGGUCUCGGCGCUAUGGGCAUUAGUAAUGCUAUCGGUUCGAAUACCUUCGAUAUUUUAUUGUGUCUCAGUGUGCCUUGGUUUGUCAAAGCCUAUUUUCUACCCAAUCAUCCGGAUGAAAUGUGGGUCGCACCCAGAUCUAAUGGUCUCACAUAUUCGGUGAUCUUUCUGCUCGCAUCUGUUAUUUGUCUCUUUCUGACAUUACUCUUGAAUCGUUUUAAAUUGGAUCGUAAAGUGGGUUUAAUAUGCGCCAUUUUAUAUGUCUGUUUCAUUGUAUGUGCGGCACUCAUCGAACUCAAUGUGUUCUUUCCGGUUAAUCUACCCGUUUGUGAGCACUAAGUGCACCACGAUUGAGGGAGAGAGAGAGCGGGUGGUGAUGGAGCGGGCUUGGACAAUCAAGUUAACCAAUCUUGCCAAUAUUAAUUUUUGUGAACUUUAGAUUUUGCACAAUUAAUUUUCUAUUAAUAUUUAAGGUAACAAUAAAUGAUAAUAAUGUGAA